AGAAUAACGUGAGGCGUCAUUGUUCUUGGAAUCGUACAAAAGAGCCUCUGGGCCGGUCAGAUUUGGGGUAUUUUCGCUGUGGUAACGUUGGAUUUCUUCUUGUUUCAUCUUUCUUUCUUCACUUUGUGUGUGUUCGAUCAUCCUCGGGGCCCUCUGCUGUAGAAACAUACCUCACGUACAACCCGACAUCGCCCGGCAGAGCAAAACCACUUCGGCAGUUUACUACAUGGGUCAAAGCUAUCACGACCUGGCGACGCGUGCCUUGGCCUGCUACCAGGAACUACCAGAUCCAGAUGCAUCCAGGAAACAAGACAAACGACUUCUCAUAGCCAUCGGUGGCCCACCAGGAUCAGGCAAAGGACGAAUCGCCUCCAAAGUCGCCAAACUUGUCAACCAAAGCGGUGUCUCAUGCUCCGUAAUAUCAAUAGACGGAUGUUCUCAAGCUUCACACAACGACACCAGCAGUAUAUUACCGAAAAGCCCUGGAUGGACAUUCAAGGGAGCGGCAGCUGUGGAUGUCGUCCAGCAAAUACAAAAACAAACCACCGAGGCCAACGACAUCAAAUCACCAUUCGCGCUACAUGUGGAGGAUGUCGACAGUCAUGCAUUGAACGUCGCAGGUGACGCCUCUAUAGUCAUCUUCGAAGGUCUCUAUCUACUCUGCGAAGAUCUACCCUGGGCGAGGAUAUCAAGCAUGGUCAACGAGCGAUGGUUUGUGGAGAUCGAUCCGGAUGUGGGCAGGCAACGGGUCAUCAAGCGAUUUCUGGAUACUGGGUUCGAGACGGACUACGAGGCCGCUUGUACGAGGUACGAUGAGAAUGAUGUCUUCAACGCCGAGUUUAUCAAUCGGACGAGCAAGGCGAGAGAUGUGACGAUCAAGAGCAUAGAUCGAAGGGGCUCUACAGGAUCAAGCUAUUAAUGUUAAUAUCGAUGUCGGGUCGCUUGAUAGAUCGAGCUUGCUUGGAUCAAGGAAACUACAUAAUGGGAUAUAUGAUUAGUUCAUGAACAACGACAGUGCAUACCUAUCUUCCGG
This is a messenger RNA of Aureobasidium pullulans EXF-150, 1033 nucleotides long. RefSeq names its product P-loop containing nucleoside triphosphate hydrolase protein. Gene Ontology annotation, cellular component: cytoplasm. Gene Ontology annotation, molecular function: kinase activity; ATP binding. Bases 227 to 919 code for a protein of 230 amino acids. The transcript has a single exon. NCBI's taxonomy places the organism in Eukaryota, Fungi, Ascomycota, Dothideomycetes, Dothideales, Saccotheciaceae. The record is from RefSeq and is a predicted model, not a curated record.